AUAUCUAUUAAACGAUUUCCCCCAAGAAAAGGCUGGCCCAUCAAAGUGGUACAAAAGUAGUGUGUGCGAUAUGAUGUGUAUUUAUUUCUUAUACCGAUACACUGAUAGGAAGUAUGUAUACAUAUGCUAAUUUCAUGAUACAGGUAUUUACUUUAAAAAUGCACACAAAAAACAUGCUCGACCAGGCGUUUCAGGAGACCGAUUUAUUCAGGUGAAACUUAAAAAAACCGACAACUUCAGAGAGAGGAACCAUAACUUUGUCGAUAUUUAGUGAUCAACAAAAGGAGUAAUAUUGAAUUUCGAGCUCUGAUGUAGACUUUCCGAAUGAUUAAACGAAAACUGACCAACAUUCUAAAACAUACACACAGCAAUGGAGUCAGCCUAUCGGAUAUGCAAUGGAGUUCCCAGAGUUAUACCUUGAAGGAAAUUGUGGAUAACUUUAAACUUCCUCUUGUGGUAAAAUGUAGCGACAAAACGAACGAAGUAGAACUUGGAGAAUUUAAGUUUGAUUUGGCUGAACCCUUGCUGCUUCAUUCCAGGAAGUGGGCCCGGAAAAUCCGAGUGAGCUGUCUCCAGAGAGACGCCUUGUCCGGACAGAUCACGGAAAUCCGUCCUCACUACGUCAUCCCAGAAGAUUAUGAGGGCUGGUUUCAAGAAAUAAAUAGCCCAACUGAAAAGGCGACACCCGAUACCACUUUAGAGACAUUGAUAGAAAGCUCAGCCGACCAGUUUCUAACGGCAAAGAGUUUGAGUUGCUUGUCUUUAUUGUCAGAUGGUAGUGGAUCUAAAGUAAUCAGACGACAUGUAAAAAGUGGAGAAACUUUGACAGUAAGAGGGCUUUACGAGGGAGAAGGUAAACAAAAAGACCAAAUAAAGUCUAAAUAUCGUGAAAUUCGAAACGACGGCCAUACUCAAUCCAAUGACAAAUUUCUCGUCUGUGCAGAUGAGAAGGACGACAAUGUUUUGAUAGACAUUUCCCAGACAGGCUGUUUUUACAGGAUUUUUGAAAGUGAAGAGAAUGGAAGAGGACUGCUGGAAGCUAAAGAUUUAAUUGAUGAGGAAGAUAAGUAUCCUGUAUUGAUUCGGCACGUGUUCGGUGACUUGCCACUCUUGACGUCUGCUUAUUCUUGCGUUAUGAAAUGCGGGAAGGUUGUCCAAGAAGAGUCGGUUUUGGCGGCAACAUUAAACGCACCAUCAUCUACUCUCCUAGAACUUCAGUGCCACAGUCCCAUUCAGUUCAGAAUUUGUUUGAAUGAUGCCAUAUUGAAAACCUCGGAAAACUGUUCAGAAGCAUUGCAACUGUGCCAUAGUGAGGGUGACGAAUUUUUGUCUGGAAUCAAAGUGGCGUGUACCAUACCAAAACUGAGUGACUCGAUUUCGGAAGAAACUCCCUUGAAUGAAACCCUAAGAAACUGUCCAUCAGAGGCGGUUACCCUUACUUCUAACGAUUCAGACGAAUUGGUUUCGGCUCAAGAUUCGUUCAGCGAUUACGGUGAAGAGGACGCUAACUCCGAAUUUUCAUUCGCUUGGACUCCGGAACCCCUGAUUAAAAAUCGGAGCAAUUCCAAGGAGGACAAAAAUAAAACCAAAAAAGAUGAAAAGAAACCAACAGUUCCAAAGUAUUUCAACAGUAGCCUUAAUAGCCCGAUGUCCUCAAAGGAAAGCAGGCUCAACGCUUGGAAUGAACAGCCUGACGUUGUUUGAAACACUAAGGAUUCUUUGGCAAUUGCUAAAACAAUAACUUAUUACUAUACAUAUAUAUACUUUUCCUACUUAAAAUUAACAUGUUUACAUGUACAUAUUUUCUGCCUCAACUAUAAAAAAAAAAACCUUAAUUUAUAGAUGUGUGAAUGUUUAAUAUUUGAAUUUUCUUCUGUUAUAAAAUUAAGUAAAACGGAAGCG
Messenger RNA from Saccostrea cuccullata (small rock oyster), 1902 nucleotides. RefSeq lists its product as uncharacterized. NCBI's taxonomy places the organism in Eukaryota, Metazoa, Mollusca, Bivalvia, Ostreida, Ostreidae. The transcript has 2 exons. The coding region runs from base 325 to 1704 and encodes 459 amino acids. The record is from RefSeq and is a predicted model, not a curated record.